Cryptomeria japonica (Japanese cedar) is the source of this 1423-nucleotide messenger RNA. Its product is annotated as S-formylglutathione hydrolase. Gene Ontology annotation, biological process: formaldehyde catabolic process. Lineage: Eukaryota; Viridiplantae; Streptophyta; Pinopsida; Cupressales; Cupressaceae. Gene Ontology annotation, molecular function: S-formylglutathione hydrolase activity. Bases 246 to 1097 code for a protein of 283 amino acids. Gene Ontology annotation, cellular component: cytosol. The transcript has 7 exons. The record is from RefSeq and is a predicted model, not a curated record.
CAUAACUGGACCAAUCUCUUGAUUCUUUUGUACGUUAAGAUAAGCUUUAAUGGCGACCAUAAUGGCCCAUAUUCUUCUCCGAUGUGACCUAAUCACGAUCUAAAUAUGCACAUAAUAAGGCCUGCAUGUGAUCACACCCUAAACAAGAUUUAUACACUCAAGCCCGUCAAACUACCAGUAGAACGAAGAAAAUCACAGUGGAAGAUCAGCGGAGAAGACUGAGAUUAUUGUUAGGGCAUUUGAAAAUGGAAGGACCCACCGAGAUCAGCUGCAACAAAAUGUUUGAUGGAUUCAACAGACGAUACAAGCAUUACAGUUCAACACUGGGUUGCCAUAUGACAUUUACUGUCUAUUUUCCUCCUGCAGCAGCAUCCCAAAAAGUUCCAGUUCUUUACUGGCUUUCUGGUCUUACCUGCACGGAUGAGAAUUUUAUAAUAAAAUCUGGAGCCCAACGUGCUGCAUCUACAGAAAGUGUUGCCUUGGUUGCCCCUGAUACAUCUCCGAGGGGUCUAAAUAUUGAAGGGGAGUCUGAAAGCUGGGAUUUCGGUGUAGGUGCUGGAUUUUAUCUUAAUGCCACUCAAGAAAAAUGGAAAAAUUGGCGCAUGUAUGAUUAUGUUGUUGAUGAACUCCCCAAACUCUUAAGUGCUUACUUUCAUCAGCUUGACACUUCAAAUGCAUCUAUUUUUGGGCAUUCCAUGGGGGGACAUGGAGCUCUUACAAUUUAUUUAAAAAAUCCAGACAAAUAUAAGUCUGUGUCAGCUUUUGCACCUAUUUCCAAUCCCAUUGACUGCCCAUGGGGUCAGAAGGCUUUAUCGAAUUACUUGGGCAAUGACAAAUCCAGCUGGGAGGAUUAUGACGCAACUUAUCUAGUGAAGAAAUGCAAUAAAUUAUCAACUACUAUCCUGAUCGAUCAGGGCGAUGAGGACAAGUUUUUAAAAGAUCAGCUGCUGCCACAUAAAUUUGAGGAGGCAUGUAAGAGUGUCAAUGUUCCAGUGACUUUGAGGUUGCAGCCUGGAUAUGACCACUCGUUCUUUUUUAUUGCGACCUUUAUUGAUGAACACAUUCAUUAUCAUUCAAAAGCUCUUCAUACUUCAUAGAUAGCCAGUUGAGGUGUUCUUUAUUUACAUCAGGAGCAAAGUUCUAGUAAUGCUCACAUUAUGGAACUUUACAAAAGUAUAUUGAAGCUGCUUUUCUGCAAUAUAUGCAAUGCAGAAAUGACAUAUAAAAUUUAUCCUAUCAAUCUUUAUAGAAAAUGGAUGGAGCUAGUGAGAUGAUUAUAAUUUUCUCAUCUUUGUUUUAUAAAGGGUCCAUUGGCUUUAGUGAAAUUGGACUCCACUAAGAUCAUUCUAGUUGUAAAAGCUAUAUUUUCAUGGUUAUGUUACAUUGGUGACUGUCAAUAUCAUAUAUCUAAUAGAAUUUAAUA